AUGGCUUUGUUGUUCCUUUACAGGAGACCAGAAGGAAACCCGUUAGACCUUAACAAUUUGCCCGAUGAGUACUCUCGAGAUGGCAAACAAGUCCUCGAAGACCAUAGCUCUUCACCCGGUUGCAGGAAAAAGAAAAGCGGCGGGAAGGAUGGAAAAGACGAGUGUGGGAAGGUCUACGAGUGUAGAUUUUGUUCCCUUAAGUUCUGCAAGUCUCAGGCUCUUGGGGGACACAUGAACCGCCACCGCCAAGAGAGGGAAACGGAGACACUGAACCAGGCUCGUCAACUGGUCUUUCGUAGUGAUCAUAGCCUUGCUGCACAAGGUGCCCCUCACUUAGGAUGCUGCCAACCGAUAGGAGCCGGGGGUUAUCACCCAUCAGGAGAUCCAACGGCACCGCUAAGAUUCCCGAGGUACUUCUCAGGUUCAUCCUCAACUCACAUGCCACCACCCGCACCGACACCACCACAGCCAUACCUGUAUGCCUCACCUACAAGGCCAGUGUCCUUUGGGUCAUCACAAUUUCCUCACCAGCAUGCGGUGAGUGAUUAUUAUGUGGGUCAUGUUAUGAGUGGGAGCCAUGGACACUAUGUGGGAGGAGGAGGAGGAGGAGAGAUCACAAGUAGUUACACCUGCAUUGGUGCACCGGUGGGACAAGGUGGUGGGUUCGGUGGUGGUGGUGCUGGUAAGGACGGGUCACUGCAUAAUAAUCAAGAGGAAGGGUUGAGUUGGGGAAGGGGCUAUUCAGCAGGAGCACAGCAUCGUUUGGAUCCUCCCUCAGCGAUCAAUCGGUUUCAAGAUGGUUUCUAA
Molecule: messenger RNA, 807 nt
Organism: Sphenostylis stenocarpa
Lineage: Eukaryota; Viridiplantae; Streptophyta; Magnoliopsida; Fabales; Fabaceae
Source: the annotation of a GenBank genome assembly